Molecule: messenger RNA, 455 nt
Organism: Cuscuta epithymum
Lineage: Eukaryota; Viridiplantae; Streptophyta; Magnoliopsida; Solanales; Convolvulaceae
Source: the annotation of a GenBank genome assembly
GAAAUUCCUAUGCUGAACUGGAAGGCCGAUAGAUUCUUUCAUGCACGCAAGUUGAACGAAUUGGUUUUCAAGGACAAUGAUGAUGUGGAAGAUGAAUCUGAGAAUGACAACUUGGAUGAAGAAGUUCAGGACAAGGGUUUCAAAGCCAAAGUGAUUGAUGAGAUUCAAGCGCUCCGGGAGCAUGUGGCAGCUUUGGAAAGCAGGUUGAAGUUGAUGGAAGACAGAUUCAGAGAACAGGGUGGGGUGCCAGAGAAGGAGACUGAGGUUGGUCCGGAGCAUGUGACUUUGGACAUGGAAGUUGAUGGUCAUGAGCAGGAGGCUGAUGUACUUUGAUGUCUUCUUGUGUGUAUAUUUCGGACAUUGUGUGUUAAUACAAAGCUUCUGCAAGUUAGUUCUCAACAUAAAGACGAAGUUGACUGUAGCAUAGGCGUUCAUGCAGAAGCAGGAGUACAGGA